Ceratosolen solmsi marchali is the source of this 684-nucleotide messenger RNA. RefSeq lists its product as uncharacterized. The transcript has a single exon. Bases 1 to 684 code for a protein of 227 amino acids. Gene Ontology annotation, molecular function: nucleic acid binding. The record is from RefSeq and is a predicted model, not a curated record. NCBI's taxonomy places the organism in Eukaryota, Metazoa, Arthropoda, Insecta, Hymenoptera, Agaonidae. Gene Ontology annotation, biological process: DNA integration.
AUGGGACAAUUACCCGCCUCAAGAGUAACGCCAUCGCGACCAUUCACUCACACUGGAGUAGAUUACGCUGGUCCCAUUACCAUAAAAACUUGGAAGGGUAGAGGAGCAAAAACCUACAAGGCCUGGAUUUGCGUAUUUGUGUGCCUCGCAACCUCCGCAAUACACAUUGAAGUGGUAGGUGAUUAUUCGGCAAAGGGAUUCAUUGCAGCUUACCGAAGAUUUACAAGUCGCAGGGGCAUCCCACGGGUCAUGCACUCUGACUGCGGAACGACAUUCAUCGGAGCUGACAAGGAAUUGAAAAAACUUUUCGUUCAACACACGAAGGAACACCACCACAUUAAAACCACGCUCAUGAAUGACCACGGGCAGUGGGAAUUUAACCCACCUACAGCCCCCCACAUGGGAGGAAAAUGGGAAGCCGCAGUGAAGUCCAUAAAGUUCCAUAUCAGUCGAACAACAAGAGAAGCAUCAUUCAGCAUUGGAGAAAUCAACACACUACUAACCCAGAUAGAGGCCAUACUAAACUCACGCCCAAUACACCCAUUGACGGACGACCCCAAUGACUGCUCUGCACUUACUACAGGUUACUUCCUCAUAGGAGAACCCCUCAACACAAUUUCUGACCCAUCCACAGAUGAUCCUAACGCGUCAAUAAUGUCAAGGUGGCAAUUCAUCCAACAAUGA